AAAUUAUUGUUUCGUGUGUGAAGGUGGUGGCGUAAGGUUCGGGCGGGCAGUCUACGCGCGUCGGCCGAGCGGCGCGGACCGAUAACCCGUGGAUGUAACAUCGUGCGCUUCGAACACGUCGCGUGUGAUUGUGCUUUUUUUAUUUUAAUUUUUUAUCUGUGAUCUGUGUGAGGAUUUUUAUUUACUAUACAGAACUUCGGUCAUCAAAACUCCGGAGGCGUAUCUCUAGGAUUGUCGAAUAAGUUUGGCUGUGAAACAACAAAGUGAAUACGAUUUCGCAUGCGACCUGCAAGCUAGCUGAUAGAAAACCAAAGGGUUCUAUACCCCAGACCAAAGAUGAGACGGGUUUCGUGGGCGGUGGCGCUGUUAGCGCUUUUCGUCGCCACGUUAGCAGAAACCACUGAAGAAUUAGUCAAAGAUGGAUCAGUGGAGAGUGCGAGUGUCUCAACGGGAAGUUCUCAAGAGGAACAACCAGAAGAACCAAAGGCCUACAUGAGGACUCCAGCGGUAGGAGGUGUAGCUGUGAGGAGUGGGGAGGAUGCGCUCCUCACCUGUGUGGUGCUAGGAGCUAAAGGUCGGCCGGUGCUGUGGAGGAGGGCGAAAGACCUUCAGCUUCUGACUGCAGGAGGAGUGAGGGUAACCAGAGAUGACAGAGUUGAUGUUCUACAUGAUGACUCCGACGAGCCUCUCCCAGGCCCUGGUAUCGCGAAGGGUGGUGAUGUGUGGGCGCUGGUCAUCAAAUCUGUGAAGGCAUCAGACGCUGGCCUGUAUAUGUGUGAGCUGAACACAGAGCCACCUGUCAGGAGCUUCCACAAGUUAACAGUAAUAUCAAGAGGACUGACUCCGCCAGAGAACCAGAACGUCACAGACAGUUACUCAGCAAAUAUCCCCACCCUAUCCUCCCUGGCACUUUCACACAACUACACAGACUGCUGCGUCGCUGCCAACGUCACGAAGACCUGCCUCGGUUUCUGCAGCAUACAGACUAUUCUAGAAGGAACGGGCCAGGAUCCUGAGACCUGCCAGCCAGACUUUCCUGCUAUUGUCAAGUGUAUGGCAGAUGGUCGCAACCAUGUACCAUGCUGUGUCCAAGAAAGAGUGCCAGACAUUUGCCAAGAUGUCUGCCGCGGGGAGUUCACUCCUGUCACAGACAACAUUAAAACACAUUACUCAUGUGCCUCGUACAUGGAGAAAACCUUGGCCUGCAUCGUUGAAGGAAUUGAACUCCUUCCAAGUCCGCCAGAAGACGUAGAAGUGGAACCGUUAAAUGAAAAACAACUAAACGUAUCAUGGAGUCCGCCAGUAGAAAAUACGGAUUCGGUCAUAGAAUAUGUUGUAAAUGUGACAACACUGAGAUCCUUUGAUGCCCACUUAAUAGACCCAUCAGAGAGUUCUAUCAAGAACAAUGAUACUAUGAAGACUGUUCUUCCAAUGACGUAUAAAGUACCUCCGAAUAAAACAUACUUUGUCGUCAACGAUCUGCUUCCAUUUACGAUGUAUGAGAUCACUGUGACGUCAUACAAUAUCCAUGGGUCCAGCUUACCUAGUUAUGCCAUCAGGUCUUUAACCCUGACUCCUGGGAAGAUGAAGUCGACGGAUGUAGCAGCAGCUCCCAAGUUGCCAGAUGUUCGUGGAUGCUGCGUCGCUGCGGGGGUCAAUCACUACGGAUGUGUCGACAAACUUUGUGACCCCACCAAGACCUUCGAAAUUGCAGUCACAGACCUGAUGAUCUGCGCACCCUGGGCUGGUGUGACCUUCGGCUGCCUGGCUAAUGGGAUGGACCAUACUCCGUGCUGCCGGUCAAAAGGUCUCCCGGAGUCCUGUCUUCCAUUGUGCAGUGGAAACAUCACAACUCUUGACUUCAAUCAUUUCAAGUGCCUUCGCUACAUGAACUCUUACACCAACUGCCUCCUCCGAGGAUACGGUGUCCUCCCUGGGGCUCCCUCCCGCCUGUACCUGACGAACAUCGACACAGACUACGCAGUAGUGCACUGGUCUCCUCCUGCGGCAUUGGCUGAUACUGUGCAGUACUACAACCUUCAUUACAAGGCUCUGCAAGCUGGAGAUGAAUACAGGGUUUUGGAGAAGGUACACUCGCCAUACAUCUUAGAAGACCUGGAGUCUAACAUGGACUAUGAGAUCUAUUUGGAAGCUGUUAACGAACAUGGAGUGGGUGACGCUUCACCCAGACUCAUCUUUAGGACACAGAGUCAAGUGAUAGAAGAAGAAGAAGAAGUAGCGAACUCUUACAACGUGACAGCGUGUUGUGAGCGUGUUCAGCUGGCAGGCGUGUGUAUGCCGCUCUGCUCCUAUGACGCCAAGAUGUCUGAUCUCAGGAUGCUGGCUCCUCUAUGUGCCCAGGACUUCCAUAAGCUUCUCAGAUGUGGAGCUGGAGGUCGCAACCAUGAGCAGUGCUGUGCGCGGCGCGGCGUCCCGAGUUCGUGUCGCGGCGUGUGUGCCGGCGCAUACAGCGGCGGCGUCAACUCCUGCGUGCCUUACAUCGGGAACAUCGUACAGUGCUUCGAAGAAGGUACUGGCCUCUUACCAGGCCCUCCAAGAGAACUGCAUGCCCUGGUGAACUCCAACAGUGUGUUCUUGGACUGGACAACUCCUCAGGAUGGAGCCAACGCCACGUCAUACGUGGUCUACUGGCAGAAGAUCGACAACAAUUCCCAGCCUUACAGCUACAAUACUAUGCAGAAUACUUAUAAUAAACUGAACGUGUCAGACACGAUGACCCACAUCAAUGACCUGGAGAAGAACAGUACUUACCACGUGUUUGUGGUCGCUGCCAACAUGUACGGAGAGUCGCUACCUUCCAGCAUGCUGCUCUUCAACGUCUCCGAGACUGAAGAGAAGGAAGUAGCAGGAAUCCCGUCUCCGCCCCACUCUCUAUCAGUGUCCUCUCACUCGGCGACAUGGCUGACUCUGACCUGGCAACCGCCACAGUUCUCCCAACCUGACGAGAAGAUCUCAUACACAUUAUUCUACAAGUCACCAUCUCAACUAAGUCAGACCAACGUCACGAACAUUACAACGACCGUGCCAGGACAUACGCUGGAGAAGUUGGCACCAAACACCCAAUAUGUCAUCUGGGUGAAGGCUCACGCUACAGCUGGAGACUCCCAACCUUCGGAGACGUUACUGGCCUGGACUGAUCCAGCUUACCCUGCUUAUGUUGAGCCCCCAUCGGUGAACCCCGUCAACCUGGUAGUCGAGGGUUCCAGUAUGACAAUCCUGUGCAUCGCAAUGGGAACACCUACGCCGACCAUCUCAUUAUACAUAUCUGGUCGCCUCGUCCGCCAAGAAGUGACACGACACAUGGUGACCGUCAUCCACAACGUCACAAGAGACAUGGAUCAAAUAUCCUGCUACGCUGAUAAUGGAUACGGCACUCCAAUGCAAGCUUCCAGAAAGAUCAACAUUUCACAUGUACCAACAAUCCAAGCGUCUGGUAUCACAAUGGCGGCUGCUGGAGACGCCGUGAUCCUCGAAUGCCGAGUGGAAGCUCUCCCUAAACCUACCAUUGCAUUCUGGAGGGACCCUAACGGAAGAACUCCUGUCAUUGAUGGACCUAACUAUACUAUACAGCUUCUUGCUGAUCCUGAGGAACAAACCAAAUACACGAUGCGUUUGAUAAUAAAGAAGAUAGCAGAAGCUGAUGAAGGAGACUAUUUCUGUCACGCAGAGAACGCAUUUGGAAAGACUUUGAGGCCUGUCUCUGUGAGACUGAGGCCCACGAUGCCUCACCAUAACGUCACUGCGUGCUGUACACAAAUGAACGUGUCAUCUUCCUGCAUAGACGCGUGCAGCUUCCACCUGGAGAUGGACAACAUCAUGGACCGUCCAGAGUGCAUGAACGACUUCGACAAACUCAUGAAGUGCGCUGCCGAUGGAUCUGACCACCGCAGUUGCUGUGCAUCAUGGGGCGUGCCCCGCCAGUGUCUGGAGCUGUGCCGUGGUGGCGCGGUAUCCCGGUCCUGUGCCAUGCACCACGCGCGCCGUGCUCUGGCGUGCUUCAGGGACGCUGGCCCGCGCCUACCUGGACCACCCAGAAACGUACGAGCUCAUCAUGCACCCACGCCCAAUUCUGUACUGCUCAGUUGGGAGCCUCCACUAAAGAAUCCUCAGACAGUUUAUCUUUACCGCGUGUUCUGGCGAGCGUACGGUGCGAAGGUACCGGAGAAGUUGGACACCAGCGAGACCAGCGUUGUGCUGACUGGUCUUCAGGACGACGUCAAGUACGAGUGUGUCGUUAAAGCAGCGAAUGAUGUUGGUACAUCUUCGCUGAGCGCGCCAAUAAUGUUCACGACGGCGGGCCAGGAGCCUGGCGCCGCGGCCGCGCCAGUCAACAGUGGUGGCGCCGCACCGGCUGUUGGCGUCGCCGUCGCCUGCCUGCUCGUCGCAGCCAUACUGCUAGCUGCAGGCUUCUACUAUAGAUAUAGGAAGAAUCUUAGACUUAAAGCACAAGGAGGUGUAGCAUUUGAAAACCCAAGUUACCUCAGGGAACCAAAUCCUGAUACAGCCGUCAACGGCACCGUGCCAAAUGGCACUGCUAACGGCUCAAAUGGCACCAACGGUGUGGCACCAAUGGCCAACGGAGUAUCAAAUUCAGCAGCCUGGAGACAAGAAACCCUAAAUAACCCUGGAACAACGAUCCCGAAUGCUCGGGAAGUGGACCCGACGCUUUAUGAGGAACUGAAGUUAGGGCACGAUGGGGCAGGGUUCAAGAGACUGAAGCCAUAGCCCGAGGUGGCGCGCCGCUCCCCGCUCCGCUCGCCGCGGGUGGCGCCGCGCUACUGAGCGCCUCGGGCGCCGCCCUCGCCACUACACCGACAACACGCAACGGUUUCUUACGCUUACUUUAACACUCAAAUUAUUUGAUCCUCAGUUAAAAGUGACAAACCAUGUUAAAAGAUUUCUUUCCAAAUUUACAUUCCAUUUUCUAAUAAUUUGCGCAAUUAAGUGUUCGAUUUUUAAAAUUUUAAAAUAACCGUUAAAUUCAAACGAUUCGUGUUCCAAAAAAGUGAGCGAGUGAUACCAAUAUCGCGUACAUUGACUGUAGUGUUUCUGUAUAUUCAGAUAGUUGAAGUGACGGAGCGGACUGUAGAUAAUAAAAUAUUAAUAAUAAUAAAAAAAAGUAAUUAUAUUUUCAGUAUCGUACUUGUUGUGAUUUUAACCAAAAAAAGAAGACCUCAUACCUUCUUGUCAUUCCAUGUAAAUAUUUAUAACUACCCAACGAAGUGAAUUACAAUCAUAUUACUAUAGAAUGGUUGCACUCUCGUUGGCUGGCAAUUAAGAUGAAGAUUCUUUUACGCGUUCGACACAAAAAAAAAUAAGUGCAAUAUUAAAACUAAAAACUUCAUAUUCGACAAUUGUUUGUAAAUAUUGAGUAAUUACUGUGCUAACGCGUAAAAAAAUUACCGUCGUGGAGUUCUAUAGAUCAUUAGCUUCAGAAAAAAAGACAGAAUAAAAUAAAUUAGGUCAUUCUAUAAACAAAAAUGUGCCUUCAAAUGUUUUAUGAAGUAAUUAGUAAUAGCUUAGUUACCUGUUCGGCAUGUAAAUUGUAUCUAGUGUAAAUAUAUGUGUACACUAACGUUCAAUAGUCAUUUUGUACAGAGUUUGAGAAAAUUCAAACGAAAAAUGUAAAAAAAAUCGAGUAAUUUUUAGUCGAGUUUGAAAAAAACGUUAUUGAUUUGAAUUGACGAUAAAGACUUUUCUCUGUAGUAUACAUAUUAUGAAGUAGUAACGAAAAGUGAUUCUGAAAUAAUCUUUAUAAUAAACCAGAAAUAAUUAGGGACAUUUUGAUAAAAUGUAAUAAAAAAAAAAUAUUGUAAAAAAAAAAUUCGGACUGGCUUUGCCAUAUCAGUUAACAUUGUUUUGUAAUUAAAUGUAAAAAAAAAGUUAUCACAAUUUUUCUUUAAGUAUGUUUUUUAAUAGAACUUUUAGAUUAUGACCUAAUUUCAAUAUUAAAAAAAUAUUUUCCUGGAAAAUCACACUUAAAUGAUCUCAUUCCUGACCUUUCUAUUGUUUGUCACACAGAAUGUUAAAAAAACUUGACUGUUACAAUAUCAUUACAGAAAAAAAAAAUUCUUUACGCGACCUUAAAUCCUUUAAAAAAAUUUUGCAAAUCGGUCCAGGCGUCUUCGAGUAAUCGGUGUACAUACAUAAAAAAAAAAAAUACUCGUCGAAUUGAGAACCUCCUCCUUUUUUGAAGUCGGUUAAAAAAAUGUCUUCUUUGAUAAACAAUGGCCUAAAUCUUGUACUACCCUCAUAAAAAUUGAUAUAGUGUGAGAUACAUUGCUCAGAUGUGAUUGAUAGUUUUAUUUUAGCACUUCUAUCAUACUAAUUGUAUAAUUUAGAUGAACAAAAGGAUGUGAUUAGAUUUGUAAAUAAUAUUAAUAAAAAAGGACAAAUAUGUU
Messenger RNA from Spodoptera exigua (beet armyworm), 6422 nucleotides. The record is from the annotation of a GenBank genome assembly. NCBI's taxonomy places the organism in Eukaryota, Metazoa, Arthropoda, Insecta, Lepidoptera, Noctuidae.